Exophiala aquamarina CBS 119918 is the source of this 1293-nucleotide messenger RNA. RefSeq lists its product as uncharacterized. Bases 1 to 1293 code for a protein of 430 amino acids. The transcript has a single exon. Gene Ontology annotation, cellular component: endoplasmic reticulum; ERMES complex. The record is from RefSeq and is a predicted model, not a curated record. Gene Ontology annotation, molecular function: lipid binding. NCBI's taxonomy places the organism in Eukaryota, Fungi, Ascomycota, Eurotiomycetes, Chaetothyriales, Herpotrichiellaceae. Gene Ontology annotation, biological process: mitochondrion organization; phospholipid transport.
AUGUCCUCAACCCUGACCUUCACGCAAGGGCUGCUUCUGGGCCAGCUCUCAGUCGUCCUCUUGAUCGGAGCCUUCAUAAAGUUCUUCAUCUUUGGCGAAGCUCCUCCUGUUCCCUCAAGGUCGUCGCCCUCAGGCCGCACUCCGAAGCACGUCCGCUCGCCCUCUCUUCACAGCCUAGCAUCCUCGAAGAACGCUGCCCCGCAGUCUCUACGGAAUAAAGCGAGUGCAAAUGUGCUUAGGCCCGUUCCGACUACUGCCACCGACAUAGCUUCUAUACUUAGGAAGACAUACUAUCAAAUUCCCGCCCACAGUCAUGGGAAAAACAACCAUUCCACUCAUCAGCCUGAGAGCUUGGAUUGGUUGAAUGUUUUGAUUGCGCAGACGAUCGCCCAAUACCGGCAGACUGCUUACAAUCUCAGAGAUGGCGCGUCUGGAGGGGUUUCUACAAUUUUGACGAGUCUUGAAGCCGCAAUCAACAAUCCUGACAAGCGCCCGUCUUAUAUUGAUAAGAUCAAAAUUACCGAGAUAUCUAUGGGCGAGGAGUUUCCUAUCUUCAGCAAUGUACGUGUUAUAGCUGUGGAGGAUGAUACUUCAAGCGCUACAGGUGGAAGACUACAGGCCUUGAUGGAUGUAGAUCUGUCUGAUGAUAACCUCACCCUUGCCAUCGAGACUGCUCUAAUUCUCAAUUAUCCCAAGCCAUUGUCUGCCGUGCUCCCAGUUGCGCUGGCUGUCUCGGUUGUCAGAUUUUCUGCUACAUUGUCAAUCAGUUUCGUGCCUGCUACUCAUCCGAAGAUGACAGACAAGGACAAGCAAAGCUCUGCAUCCGGAAAUCCCAAGACAAAUCUUGCCUUUUCCUUCCUUCCAGACUAUCGUCUGGAUUUAUCUGUUCGAAGUUUGAUCGGUUCUCGCACCCGGCUGCAAGAUGUGCCCAAGAUUGCACAACUUAUUGAAGCCAGAGUACAAGCUUGGUUUGAGGAAAGGGUUGUGGAGCCUCGUGUUCAAGUGGUCCCUCUCCCAGGUCUAUGGCCUCGUAUGGGCAAGGUCAGAGUCAGAGAGGGGCAAGAAGACGAUCGCCCAUCGACUCAGGACGAGCAUCGAACUACAUCCUUCACUAGCCACCGAGAUACCCGCACCGAGGAUGAUUUCCCCAGUCAAGAGGAGACCGAGAAGAUCUUUGAGAAUCUCAGGUUCCGCAGCGGUCGUGUUCGAUCAGACAGUCAGGCCAUAAUGGGCGAGGAAGACGACCCGACUUCAAAGCCUGUGAGGACGAUGCCCGGGGCCUUGCCCGCCUGA